CCCAAAUUUCUCUCUAGAGAAGAGAAGGAUUGAAGCGCUAACCAGAGAAGAGCGACCCUCCCGGACGAUAUCGGAGCCGAGGUUGUGAAGCGGAGUUGAUUUCAUUCGGUUAAAGUUUGAUAAGGGAUUAGAAAAGGGAUUAAAAGAUGAAGAAGAACAAAAAUUUCCGAAAAAGAGAUAGAGCAGUAGAAGAAGAUGAACAAACAGGAGUUGCAGAAGACGGUAAUGAAAUGCGAUUAGCUUUAGAAGAGAUCAAAUUCCUUCAGAAACUGAGGGAAAAGAAGUCCGGAGUCCCAGCAAUUGUUAAAACAGGGCAGGCCGCUGCAGCUAGUGGAAACAACAAUGCUGGUGGGUUGGUUUCCAAAGGUGGUGAUAAAGGUGAAGGGGAUGGAGAAAAAGACGACUUGGUUUUACAGGAUACCUUUGCUCAGGAGACUGCUGUCAUGGAUGAAGAUCCACAUAUGUUAAGAUAUGUUGAGCAAGAGUUGGCUAAGAAAAAGGGGAAGAAUAUUGAUGAGGCAAAUCAAGUUGAGAAUGAUAUAAAACAUGCGGAGGAUGAGUUAUACAAAAUUCCAGAGCAUCUUAAGGUCAAACGACGGAACUCGGAGGAAAGCUCUACUCAAUGGACGACUGGAAUUGCUGAAAUCCAGCUUCCCAUCGAAUUUAAGCUGAAAAAUAUAGAGGAAACAGAGGCUGCCAAAAAGCUCCUGCAGGAGAAGAGGCUUAUGGGCCGAGCUAAAACCGACUCUACCAUACCUUCAAGCUACAGCGCGGACUAUUUCCAACGUGGCAAGGACUAUGCGGAAAAACUCAGGAGGGAUCAUCCUGAGCUUUACAAGGACAAAGGGGCAAACAGCAACGGAGAAUCCAGAGCCAGUGAUACUGCUGCAGUAGAUGGAGGAGGAGGUGGCGGUGGUGGUGGUGGUGGAGGUGGAAGACAAGCGGCAACAGAUGAAUUCAUGCUUGAGCGGUUCAGAAAAAGAGAACGACAUCGUGUAACCAGGAGAUGACAAACGAGUUUCAGGUGUCUUGUACGUUUUACAUCCUUGAUAGACACCUCAUAGUUAUUUAUAGGUGUUGUCAUUCGGUUAGAUCCAGAAUUGGCUUUUAGGAUCUCAUGUUUUUGGCAUAUUUUCAUAAAUUUGUGGCUUUAGUUUACAAUGUAUACAUUCGUGUGGUUAUUUACACAACUUUGUUUAGCU
This is a messenger RNA of Cynara cardunculus var. scolymus (artichoke), 1202 nucleotides long. RefSeq names its product protein COP1 SUPPRESSOR 2. NCBI's taxonomy places the organism in Eukaryota, Viridiplantae, Streptophyta, Magnoliopsida, Asterales, Asteraceae. Gene Ontology annotation, biological process: mRNA splicing, via spliceosome. Gene Ontology annotation, cellular component: spliceosomal complex. The coding region runs from base 147 to 1010 and encodes 287 amino acids. The record is from RefSeq and is a predicted model, not a curated record. The transcript is spliced from 6 exons.